UUACCACGUAAACGCAAUAAAAACAAUGUUUCGGCCAACCUCCAGGAUGUCCACUACUUUAGCUGAGGGACUUCAUCCAGAUGGGACAGUUUACCGGUCUCGCCCGGGACAAAACUAACGUGAAGUUCUAUUUCUGAGUGGUUUAGCAACACAUGGCGUCACAUUCACAUGUCAGCAUCCCCAACAGCAGCCGACUCGUGCAUGUCACUGGUCACACGCAGCGGCUCCCCAACGACCUCCAGCUGUGCCCGUAACGUCAGCGGGGUCCCCGCCGCGGCCCGGCUGCAGCCGCCUCUCCGCCCCCCCGGUGCCCCACCAGCCGCACGGCCCAACCCGCGCUGCUUCCUGCUCCUCGUCAGCAGCUGGGAGCAACACAGGACCGUCGUCCCGUUGCUCCGGUCCCGCCAACCCGGCUGGAAGCGGCUCGGACGGCAGGCUGGUGCCCAGACAGAGGCUUUCACCCCCCCGGAGCGCUCCCCCAAAGGACAAAAUCCCAGCAGGUGCGGAGCUUGAGGACCAUUUGGGUCGAAGGUCCUGGGAACGAUCACGUGCACAACCCUUCUUGUCUGAAAGAUAAAUCCACACGGCUUUGGAAGGACAGACUGGCCCCCUGCAUUGCAGCAUCCCCACCUACAACACCACUAGCACUUCUAACCACACCUCCACACCCAGUUCUCCAUGUCGAAGUCGGCCCAGAUGCCGCUGUCCAACAUCACAGUGCCAAAGCCUUCCAUCUCCAGGGUGCCCAGCAGCAUGGAGGGCAUCAACCACGAGCUGGAGAAGGUCUUCAUCAAAGAUAACGGAGAGAAGGAGGAGCUCAAAUCCCUGGAGGUUCCCGAUGGGCGGCGGGCGCCCUUCCCUCCCCAGCAGCGCAGCAGCAGCACCCACAGUGUGGACACCCAGACCCCGCUGGCCCCCGGGCGCUCCAGCAGCUGCUCCAGCCUGUCGCCCUGCCCCUCGCCCGCCUGCCUGCCCGGCUCCCACGAGGGCAGUCCUUACUCCACAGAGGACCUGCUGUACGACCGGGACAAAGACAGUGGAAGCAGCUCCCCGCUGCCCAAGUUUGCCUCCUCCCCCAAACCCAACAACAGCUACAUGUUCAAGCGGGAGCCGCCAGAGGGCUGUGAGAAGAUUAAAGCCUUUGAGGAGAUGAGUUCCAGGCAGUCCACGUCGGCGUCGGCCCCCCUCUUUUCCUGCCCCGACAAGAACAAGGUGAACUUCAUCUCGACGGGCUCGGCGUUCUGCCCCGUCAAGCUCCCCGGCUCUCUGCACCUCAUGCCGCAGGACGAGGCUCCCCAGGGCGCCGCAUCGCUCCACGGAGCCCCCACUCAGGUCUCCACCAGCACAGACACCGCCCCGCCCGGCUCGCCCUCAGAGACUGCAGACCCCCCGACAGACAGCUUGGCCAUCAGCUAGACCGGAGCAGAGCUGGCCUCCGCCCUCCGGAUCACCCACCACCACCACCACCCAUAAAACCCUCCCCCUAUGCUCUGCCAGGUGGGGGGGAGGGGCUCCAUCUCUCUGUGCUGAUCCCCCCCCCUCUUCUAUCUCUGCAUGACGUAGCCACAAUGUCCCAAAUGAAGCACCGCCGCCGCCGCCACCACGGCUCUCUGCGUUCCUGCAUUCUGUCCGAGGUUAAAGGUGACAAUCUGCAGGCGGGGAGGGAAGACACAGGGUGGGGUGAGGGGGGGGGGGGGAGGGCAUGCAUUUUAAAACUGGUAGUAUAUUUCUGAUUAAAUUAUGUGUUGUGUUCUGUUUCAACGUUCACAGUAUGAAUAAGCUCUUCUAAACAUAUACUAUAUACACAUAUAUCUCUAUGAAAAGAAAGAAAUGCUUGUGUAAGAAAGAAAAAAAAAUCCCCGACU
Pungitius pungitius (ninespine stickleback) is the source of this 1865-nucleotide messenger RNA. RefSeq names its product glucocorticoid induced 1a (gene glcci1a). The record is from RefSeq and is a predicted model, not a curated record. Bases 679 to 1416 code for a protein of 245 amino acids. Gene Ontology annotation, biological process: podocyte development. Gene Ontology annotation, cellular component: cytoplasm. The transcript is spliced from 7 exons. NCBI's taxonomy places the organism in Eukaryota, Metazoa, Chordata, Actinopteri, Perciformes, Gasterosteidae.